AUGUCGUCCAAAAAGGAACAGAGCCAGGUCCCCGCCCACAGCAAGGGCUCCUGGUCUAGUUUUCUGAAGUCUAUCGCCUCCUUCAACGGGGAUCUGUCUUCGUUGACGGCUCCGCCGUUCAUCCUCUCCUCCACCUCCCUCACCGAGUAUUCUGCCUACUGGGCAGAGCACCCCGCCGUCUUCGUUGCUCCGGCCAAGGAGUCUGAUCCGGAGAAGCGUGCCCUCCUGGUCCUCAAGUGGUUUCUCAGCACGCUGCACCAGCAAUACUGCAGCCGCAGUGAGAAGCUGGGCAGUGAGAAGAAGCCGCUGAACCCGUUUCUGGGUGAGCUGUUUAUCGGCAAAUGGCAGGCGGGUCCGGAGGUGGGGGAGACCUCGUUGGUCAGUGAGCAAGUCAGCCACCAUCCUCCUGUCACAGCCUACACGAUUUGGAAUGAGCAGCAUGGGGUCGAGUUGCAAGGAUACAACGCCCAGAAGGCUUCGUUCUCGAGCACGAUUCAGGUGAAACAGAUCGGACACGCCCUGUACACGCUCACUGUGCCCGGGUCUGAUGAGAAGGAGCGGUAUGUGAUCACGCUCCCGAACCUGCACAUCGAGUCCCUGAUCUACGGCACUCCGUUCGUUGAGCUGGAGAAGACGACCAAGAUCGCCAGCAGCAGUGGCUACGUCGCCAAGAUCGACUACUCGGGCAAGGGCUGGUUGAGCGGCAAGAAGAAUACUUUUACCGCGAGUCUGUACAAGGCUAGCGAGGGUGAAAAGAAGCCGCUGUACACCGUCGAUGGCCAGUGGUCGGAUUCGUUCACCAUUAAGAACGCCCGUACCAAGGACGUCGUCGAUCGCUGGGUCGUCAACGAGAACAAGACCACCCCGCUCACCCUGGCACCCCUUGAGCAACAGGACCUGUACGAAAGUCGCCGAGCCUGGAGCGACGUCGCCGCCAACAUCCAGGGUGGCGACAUGGAUGCGGUCUCCGUCCACAAAUCGCGCAUCGAAAACGCGCAGCGCGAGCUGCGCCGCAUCGAAAAGUCCGAGGGGCGCGAGUGGGAGCGCCGCUUCUUCAGCCGCAUCGACGAAAAGAGCGACAACCCAGAGGUCCAGCGCCUUGCUAGCUCGGUGGAUCUGGUCUUUGAAGCCGACAAGACCGGUGGCAUCUGGCGCUUCGAUUCCGAGAAAGCCGCCGGUGCUCAGCCGCCCUACCACAAGACCGGUGGCGAGGGUCUGGGCAUCACGGAAUAA
Molecule: messenger RNA, 1233 nt
Organism: Penicillium alfredii
Lineage: Eukaryota; Fungi; Ascomycota; Eurotiomycetes; Eurotiales; Aspergillaceae
Product: OSBP family protein
Exons: 4
Coding region: 1-1233 (410 amino acids)
Biological process (GO): maintenance of cell polarity; endocytosis; exocytosis
Cellular component (GO): intracellular membrane-bounded organelle; cytosol; membrane
Molecular function (GO): oxysterol binding
Source: RefSeq, a predicted model, not a curated record